AGUAAGCGGAAUGACGACCAGAGCCUAGGCUUACAAAGUCUCUUAGCGCUUCUGACCCGGAAGUCUCCAGAACUAUUUGUUGCCCGUUGAGGAGGAAACCUUUUUUUUUUUAAAGUGUGUUUCUCUCCCCCUCAGGAUGAUGAACCCCCAGCCAAAGGCAAGAAGAAAAAGAAGAAGAAGAAAGAGGAAGAGAUUGACAUCGACGUGGACGACCCCGCCGUGAGUAGGUUCCAGUACCCGUUCCAUGAGCUCAUGGUAUGGGCCGUGCUCAUGAAGCGCCAGAAGAUGGCGGUCUUCCUGUGGCAGCGUGGGGAAGAGUGCAUGGCGAAGGCCUUGGUGGCCUGCAAGCUCUACAAGGCCAUGGCCCACGAGUCCUCCGAGAGCGAGCUGGUGGAUGACAUCUCCCAGGAUCUGGACAACAAUUCCAAAGAUUUUGGCCAGCUCGCUGUGGAGCUGUUAGACCAGUCUUACAAGCACGAUGAGCAGGUUGCCAUGAAACUUCUGACCUACGAGCUCAAGAACUGGAGCAACUCAACCUGCCUGAAGCUGGCUGUGGCAGCCAAGCACCGGGACUUCAUUGCUCACACCUGCAGCCAGAUGCUGCUGACAGACAUGUGGAUGGGAAGGCUUCGCAUGAGGAAGAACCCUGGCCUGAAGGUCAUCAUGGGGAUCCUUAUCCCACCCACCAUCUUGUUUUUGGAAUUCCGUACAUAUGAUGACUUCUCCUAUCAAACAUCCAAGGAGAACGAAGAUGGCAAAGAAAAGGAAGAAGAGAAUGUGAUUUCCUACUUGGGCUACUUGCUGCUGUUCAAUUAUGUCAUCCUGGUGCGGAUGGAUGGAUGGCCAUCACCCCAAGAAUGGAUUGUCAUCUCCUACAUUGUGAGCCUUGCAUUGGAGAAAAUACGAGAGAUCCUCAUGUCGGAACCAGGCAAACUCAGCCAGAAAAUCAAAGUGUGGCUCCAGGAGUACUGGAACAUCACAGACCUCGUGGCCAUCUCCAUGUUCAUGGUUGGGGCCAUCCUUCGUCUCCAGAGCCAGCCAUACAUGGGCUAUGGUCGGGUCAUCUACUGUGUGGAUAUCAUCCUCUGGUACAUCCGAGUGUUAGACAUCUUUGGUGUCAACAAAUAUCUUGGUCCCUAUGUGAUGAUGAUUGGAAAGAUGAUGAUUGACAUGCUCUACUUUGUGGUCAUUAUGCUGGUUGUACUGAUGAGUUUUGGAGUGGCUCGGCAAGCCAUCUUGCAUCCGGAGGAGAAGCCUUCCUGGAAACUGGCCCGAAACAUCUUCUACAUGCCAUACUGGAUGAUCUACGGAGAGGUGUUUGCAGACCAGAUAGACCUCUACGCCAUGGAAAUCAACCCUCCUUGUGGUGAGAAUCUCUAUGAUGAGGAAGGCAAGAGGCUCCCUCCCUGCAUCCCUGGUGCCUGGCUCACACCUGCCCUCAUGGCCUGUUAUCUCCUGGUGGCCAAUAUCCUGCUGGUCAACCUACUGAUUGCUGUUUUCAACAAUACCUUCUUUGAAGUCAAGUCAAUAUCCAAUCAAGUGUGGAAGUUCCAGCGAUACCAGCUGAUCAUGACAUUUCAUGACAGGCCGGUCCUGCCCCCACCAAUGAUCAUCUUAAGUCACAUCUAUAUCAUCAUUAUGCGCCUCAGCGGUCGCUGCAGAAAAAAGAGAGAGGGGGACCAGGAGGAGCGGGACCGUGGGUUGAAGUUGUUCCUUAGCGACGAAGAACUGAAAAAACUGCAUGAGUUUGAGGAGCAGUGCGUGCAGGAGCACUUCCGGGAAAAGGAGGAUGAGCAGCAGUCGUCCAGCGACGAGCGCAUCCGGGUCACAAGCGAGAGGGUUGAAAAUAUGUCAAUGAGAUUGGAGGAAAUCAACGAAAGAGAAAAUUUCAUGAAAACUUCUCUGCAGACUGUUGACCUUCGGCUCUCUCAGCUGGAGGAGCUAUCUGGCAGGAUGGUGAGCGCUCUGGAGAAUCUGGCAGGCAUCGACAGGUCUGAUCUGAUCCAGGCUCGAUCUCGAGCAUCCUCCGAAUGCGAGGCCACCUACCUGCUGCGGCAGAGCAGCAUCAACAGUGCCGACGGCUACAGCUUGUACCGCUACCAUUUCAAUGGCGAGGAGCUUCUGUUUGAGGAGCCUGCUCUCUCCACUUCGCCAGGGACAGCGUUCCGGAAAAAAACCUACUCCUUUCGUGUGAAGGAUGAGGAUGCAAAGUCGCACCUGGACCAGCCCAGCAACCUGCACCACACCCCUGGCCCCAGCCCACCUGCCACGCCAGGCCGCAGCCGGCUCGCCCUUGAAGGUCCCUUGAGCACAGAGCUGAGACCUGGAUCGGACCCUGGCAUCUCCGCAGGCGAGUUCGAUCCGCGGGCGGAUUUCAAGAGCACGGAAGCUGCACCAAGUCUGAACGCAGCGGGUGUUACAGGCACUCAACUGACUGUCGAAAGCACCGAUUCCCACCCUCUGCGGGAGAGCAAACUCGUGCGCUACUACCCCGGAGACCCUAACACCUACAAAACAAUGAAGUCCAGAAGCUUCGUCUAUACUGAAGGAAGAAAGCUAGUCCGAGGUCUUAGCAACUGGAGUGCAGAGUACAGUUCAAUCAUGGACCAAGCAUGGAACGCGACAGAAUGGAGAUGUCAAGUUCAAAGGAUCACGCGCUCCCGCAGCACAGACAUCCCAUACAUCGUGUCCGAAGCAGCCUCGCAAGACGAGCUUGAAGAUGAGCACAGAGGAUCUCUUCUGGAUCCUCAGAUCUCCCGUUCAGCCCUCACCGUCUCCGACAGGCCAGAAAAGGAAAACUUACUCUCUGUGAAGCCACAUCAGACUUUAGGAUUCCCCUGCCUACGGUCAAGAAGUUUACAUGGCCGUCCUAGGAGUGCUGAGCCCGCUCCUAGCAAAUUAGACAGGGCAGGACAUGCCAGCAGCACUAGCAACUUAGCAGUUAUGUCAGUUGUUCCAGAGGGACAAAACACCCAGCAAGAGAAAAGAAGCGCGGAAACUGAGUGCUGAUGGGUUUUGCUUCUUUGAUUAAAACAAAAACCAAGCACUCAACAGCCAGACCAUCGAUGGCUGCCAUCUUGACCAUCCAAAACAUUAUCAAGUUUAGGAAAUACAUUCAUUUUGAACUUAGUUUUAAAUUUAAAUUGUAAUGAGGGUACAGUAAUGUUCUGUUAAGCACUUUUUAGAAAACUAUGUUGUUUUUAGUAGUAGAAGAAGAGAAUGAAAGCCACACUAGAGCAGGCUUGGGCUAUAGCUCAGUAGGUAGAAUGCCUGCUCACAGAGUACAACCAAGUCCCUGGCUUCAAACACUAGCAGCACAUGAAACGUGUUGCAGCAUACACCUGUACAGUUGUAAUCCCAGCACUCAGGAGAAUCAGAAAUUUACAGUCAUCCCUGGCUACAUGGGAGGUUUCAGGCUAGCCUGAGCCACUUAAUAAUGUCCUAAACAAACAAACAAACAAGUUAAAUGUCAGAAGACACUAGGCCAGUGAAGCUAAUUAGUUCAUCACUAUCAAGACUGCCUGCGCUCUUUGCUUUGUGGGCCACCUACUGUCUGACAGAGGCCUUAAGGUACUGACAUCACUACUGAGCCAUUUACUAAGUGACACAGUGAAGUUAAAGAGAUAGAGUAGAUGUAAAAAAAAAAAAAAAGAAGGAAAGGAGGAAAAUAAAAGUCAGUAAAGUACAAGAAGUAAGCAGUGGCCAUAUCACUUAUGCAUUUUUAUGAGGAGUUUUAUGUUUUAUGUUGGUUUUCUGUUUUGAAAUUAUGUAAGUCUAUGAAAUCUCACACUCUAAUAAUACAGGAGGUUUGUGAAUUCAAGGUUACUGAUGCAUUUUUUUUUUGUCCUUGUGGUUCUUAGUAACAAAACAAAACUCAACAAACAAACAAAUAACCUCCCCCAAAGAAUCAAUGUAUCUUUCUCUAGGAAUGGUUUGUGGAAAGCUGUAGAUAAAACCUAAAGGCAAGUGGUUCAACAACCACAGCCACAUCUCAAGGCUGAGAACACAAGAAGUUACACUUCAACCUGAUGUUCGUGCAAAAUAAAGGCAUGCGUUUCCAACAAAGCCACUUUCACUUAGGACUAAAGUUAGGACUGCGGUCUGAGACACAUAUACCCAGGAGCCGGUGGAAUGGAGUGCUCCGAGAACAGAGGGAAGGUUGGGGUUUUAAGACUGAAAAUGUCAUGCACGCUAUUACAAAAGAAGGCUCAAUGUCUUUUCCAGCGAAUGCAGGAGCAGGCAGGUGCUUGGUGCCUGGUGGAGGUAGCUCCCGGGUAAGGCUGGUCUCCUUGGGAUAGUGUGGUUCCAUCAACUGACCCUUUACUUCCUUUCACUGAACUAUGACAGGAUGAAUCCAUUUUAUACAAUGAAUUCUCACAAAGUCGAUGGAUAUUAUUGGCACGGGGCGGGGGUGGGGCUGAGGGGCAGGGCACCAUCUAGGCAUGUCACCACCCAACUAUACACAAAGGAACAGAAAGGACUUUUCUGGCCAAAAUGGAGGUUAGUUAGUGCACAGUACUGCUUAUAAGGACUCAAGAAAGUCUCCAGCACACACACAUACAGAGCAGAGAGCCCAACCCUUGCCUAGAAUCACCGAUGGCUCUCACUGAAGCCAAGGACUUCAUAAAAAGAACCGUUGGCUGGUAGAUCCAAGAUCUAAGAACAAAUGGUGGUAGUAAGGGACCAUGGUGGAUGAAAAUGGGAGAUGAAGUUUAAAAGAAAAAGGGAACAAAGGAGAUGAACAAGUCAAUUUCCUUCUCUGCGUGGAGGAAGAGGUAGAGAGGAGACACAUAAAGACAGGCAGACCUAGACAGAAGCACAGAGCAUUGCAGAGAAGUCUGUGGUCUGCUCAGCAUUUGAAGAUCAUCACCUCAGUGGUGCCUCAGGAAGCGAGCAAACGUGAUGAAUAGGAAGGAGACUGAAUUCGUUUCCUAAAAUAAGACUGAGAUUUUAAUAGAUUAGAACCCCGGAACUUGGAUGAACUUUUCCAAAAGGUCUGAUCUAGCACUGAAGUGGGCAGGUCUUUGAAAUUUAAUUUAUUUUGUAAACAAAACUAUUAUUUGUUUGUACAUUGUUGCAUGGAACCUAUUGAAUCAUUCUGCUACAUGUUCCUAUGUGAUUUCAUGUUUCAUGAAAUGAUCCAUACAAGAUGGCUCUUGGCAACCAUCCAAAGUUUUAAGUCCUUUCUAUUGAUGGCCAGACCAACAGUGGCCUUGUACCUCUGAAAAGUCUACUAGUCCCCAAGCUCAGGGGUAUAGAGUUUUAAAAAGUUUUUAAAACCCUCAAAGGCCAUAAUUUACAUCAUAGUUAGGUGAGGGCCAGAGUACCCUGAAAUGUUCGUUUCUGGCAGAGCAUAGCAAUUAUUUUAGUUGUAACCUUCUAAUUAUUUUUCCCUUAUAUCUUUUCUAGUUAUUUUCAUUUACUUUAAUUAUUUUAAUUAAUACAUCUGGACCAUGGUCAAGGCCAUGGAAAUCUCAAAUGUGUUGCCAAGGCAGACAUGGCCACUGGUAGGCUGCAGGUGGAAGGCUGAGAACUGCCGAAGCAAACAAAAAACAGUCAGAGCGAGAGGGUAUUAUCUUGGCCAUUUAUUUCACACUUGUUCCCAAACCUUUCCUUUUGAUAACAAAAACCAUGUGUGUGUGUGUGUACAUAUACAUAAUAAUAUAUGUAUGUAUACAUAUAUAUUUCUUUUAUUUUUUAGAUUAAUAUAAUUACAUCAUUUUUCCUUUUCCCUUGCCUCCUUCCAUGGUCUCUUUUUCCUUAAUUGUUGUUACACAUACAAACAGAGACACACACACACACACACACACACACACACACACCCUUAAACGCGUAAAUAUAACCUGAUUAGUCUGUAUAAUGUUAACAUCUUUUGUGUUUGUGUGUGUGUUCAGGGCCGAUCAUUUGGGUAUUGAAUAAUCAAUUGGUGUGUGCUCUUCCUUGGAGAAGGCUUUCCCUUGCUCUCAGCGUCCCUAGUUGCCUGCUAUCCUUUGUGUGAGACUGGGGCCUCCUGGGCUUUCCUCCAUUGACAUUAGCAUAUCCAUUGUCCCUGCUCAGCUCAUGUUUAGGCAUGAGUGGUGAGACUUUGGGAGGGUUGCUUCUGACAUUCCAAGAAGACAAAAAUCUCACAAUAAACUUCCUGUUCCUCUGUCUGUUAUUAUCUUUCUCCCCCUUUUGAUUCCUGAGGCUUAGGUAAAGGAGAUAUAUCAGAGAUGGGAUUGGACUCCACACCUAUACAUUUUGGUUGUUUUCUGUAGUGGUCACUCUCUUUUAACAAAGAGAAGUUUCCUUGAUCUGGCGGCUGAGACUACCUUUGUCUGUGGAUAUAAGGACAAAGACUUAGACUGCAGCUAGGAAUUAUUAGCAUUAAUAAAGUAGUGAUUAUAGAUUCUCUCCCAAGCUCCAUGGUUUCAUCACCCCUGGGUAAUUGACUAGAUUCCCAGUACCAGGAUGAUUUCCAUCUUGUUGAGUGAGUCUGAAGUCCAAUCAGAGAGCUGAUGGUUACUGCCAAGGUGUGUGUGUGCCACUAUUAUAACCUCAGGGUUUUCAUGCCAUGCCAAGGUGUGUGUGUGCCACUAUUAUAACCUCAGGGUUCUCAUGCCAUGCUGGUUAUUGUCCUGGUUCACAGGCAUCAUACCUGGGUAGGAUUGUUGGAUGUUCCCUUUGAAAGUUUUCAUGGCACCAUGAAAGCUGGUCCUCAGGUCAGUUCCAGCUCUGGGUCCUGCAUCUGAAGUAUACAGUGUCUUCAGCAAUAGGGACUUACAUUCCACCUCCAGGAGGCAAUAACAAUAGCUGUACCAUUUUGAGAGUCUCUUGGACAACCCUGACCAACAAUUCAAAAUAUGGCUUCUCUUGCCCGGAUAUUGGUGGUUUUAUCACAUGGUCUUUGGCUCCAGGGGUAUGUAUUGUCACCCCAGAUGGGGAAAUUUCAUUUAUUUUAUUCAUGUAUAUUUAUACACUGACUUAUGUGUGCUACAGGUAUUUUUAGGUAGCUAAUAAUGCAAUUCCUAUCCUUAAUGCUAUUUAUCUUUCUCUCUCCUUUUUCUGUAUUUUAAUAACAAAAAAAAAUGCUUAGCCUUAGCCAAGUUCAAGAAAAGAACAGAUUUCUUAGAACAGCUUGAAGAUCUGUAACUAUGGUUGUUUAAAUAUGCUUGGCCCAGGGAGUGGUACUAUUAGGAGGUGUGGCCAUAUUGGAGUAGGCGUGACCUUGUUGGAGGGAGUGUGGAGGUGGGCUUUGAGACCCUCUUCCUAGCCAGGAGGGAGUCAGUCUUUUCAUUUUUGCCUUCGGAAAGUGUAGAACUCUCAGCUCCUUCAGCAUCAUGCCUGCCUAGAUGCUGCCAUGAUGAUAAUGGACUGAACCUCUGAACCUGUAAGCCAGCCCCGAUUAAGUGUUGUCCUUUGUAAGAGUUGCCUUGGUCACGGUGUCUGUUCACAGCAAUGGAAACUUUAACUAAGACAGUAACUGAACAAAGUUGGUCUGAAGAAGGGAAAGCUUGACACUGAAUUUUCCAUGUCCCUGUUCAACACACAUACACACACUUGCCAAGAGUUCUAUCUAGCCUCAGGUAUGGGUUACACGUCCCAUCCCUGUAAGUCUCCCUACGAAUGGUGGCACUCAUAUCUUAUUAAGGUGCUGACUAAAAGCAACAUUAAACACCAUGCUUUUUUGGGGAUAUUUGCAUUACAGAUAUAAAUGAAUGGCUCCUAAUGGUGAAAUCUGAGAACCUGUGGCAAGCCAGAUAUUAAAAGCUCUCAUGCAUA
Mus musculus (house mouse) is the source of this 7761-nucleotide messenger RNA. It is a transcript of the gene Trpm1, whose product is annotated as transient receptor potential cation channel, subfamily M, member 1. The coding region runs from base 253 to 3009 and encodes 918 amino acids. The transcript has 11 exons. Gene Ontology annotation, cellular component: endoplasmic reticulum membrane; axon; membrane. Gene Ontology annotation, molecular function: monoatomic ion channel activity; monoatomic cation transmembrane transporter activity. The record is from RefSeq and is a predicted model, not a curated record. Gene Ontology annotation, biological process: monoatomic ion transport; transmembrane transport; protein tetramerization. Lineage: Eukaryota; Metazoa; Chordata; Mammalia; Rodentia; Muridae.